AUGGCGGAGGCUCUCCUCUCGGCUUCGCUCCAAGUUCUAUUCGAAAGGUUGGCUUCUCCAGAGCUCAUAAACUUCAUUCGGCGACGGAACCUUAGCGAUGAACUCCUCAACGAGUUGAAGAGGAAACUCGUGGUUGUUCUCAAUGUGCUCGAUGAUGCGGAGGUGAAGCAAUUUUCAAACCCAAAUGUCAAAGAGUGGCUCGUCCAUGUCAAGGAUGCUGUGUAUGAUGCGGAAGACCUGUUGGACGAAAUCGCUACCGACGCUUUGCGUUGCAAGAUGGAAGCUGCUGACUCCCAAAUCGGCGGAACUCUUAAGGCGUGUAAAUGGAACAAGUUCUCUGCUUGUGUGAAGGCUCCAUCUGGCAUCAAAAGCAUGGAGACCAAGGUCAGGGGCAUGAUUGCUCUACUGGAAAAAAUCGCACUAGAAAAAGUUGGGUUGGGGCUGGCAGAAGGUGGGGGCGAGAAACGGUCACCAAGACCGAGAUCACCAAUAUCCACUUCUUUGGGGGAUGAGUCCAUUGUAGUCGGCAGGGAUGAAAUUCAGAAGGAGAUGGUGAAGUGGUUGCUUUCUGACAAUACAACAGCCGACAAAAUGGGGGUGAUGUCCAUAGUGGGCAUGGGCGGCAGCGGCAAGACCACGCUUGCUCGGCUUCUCUAUAACGAUGAGGGAGUGAAGGAACACUUCGACUUCAAAGCAUGGGUCUGUGUUUCCACUGAGUUUCUCCUUAUCAAACUCACCAAAACAAUUCUUGAGGAAAUUUGUUCUCCACCUACUUCCGCUGACGACCUAAAUUUGCUUCAGCUUCAACUCAAAGAGAAACUUAGUAACAAGAAAUUUCUGCUUGUUCUUGAUGACGUCUGGAAUUUGAAGUCUCGUGAUGAAUGCCAUAUGGAGCUUAGUGAACGUAAAGGUUGGGAUAAUCUACGACGUCCACUCCUCGCUGCAGCAGGGGGAAGCAAGAUUGUUGUGACCAGUCGUAAUAAAUCUGUUGCAACAACAUGGGAGCAGUCUCUACUCAUUGUCUUGAGAAAUUAA
Messenger RNA from Vitis vinifera (wine grape), 1035 nucleotides. Its product is annotated as putative disease resistance RPP13-like protein 1. The transcript has a single exon. Gene Ontology annotation, molecular function: ADP binding. Gene Ontology annotation, biological process: defense response to other organism. Bases 1 to 1035 code for a protein of 344 amino acids. Lineage: Eukaryota; Viridiplantae; Streptophyta; Magnoliopsida; Vitales; Vitaceae. The record is from RefSeq and is a predicted model, not a curated record.